Messenger RNA from Scylla paramamosain (green mud crab), 3894 nucleotides. RefSeq names its product protein HIRA-like (gene Hira). Gene Ontology annotation, biological process: DNA-templated transcription; chromatin remodeling; regulation of DNA-templated transcription. Lineage: Eukaryota; Metazoa; Arthropoda; Malacostraca; Decapoda; Portunidae. The record is from RefSeq and is a predicted model, not a curated record. Gene Ontology annotation, molecular function: nucleosome binding; protein binding. Gene Ontology annotation, cellular component: chromatin; HIR complex; nucleus.
GGAGAAAGCAAGAUCAAGCUUAAGACCCAAGCGGCGAGCGGCAAAACAACAUAAAUGGCGAGCCAGUGAGAUGUAUUAUUUUGGUUUAUAGCCCUAGAAGUGCGUGUGAGGCCACCAUGCAGCUGUUGAAGCCGCCCUGGAUCAGCCAUGACGGAGGCAAGGCAAUUUUCAGUGUGGAUCUUCACCCAGACGGGUCACGCUUUGCCACAGGAGGUCAGGGUCAAGACUCAUCAGGACGUGUGGUGGUGUGGAAUCUGAAACCGGUUGUUCAUGACAAAUAUGAACAAGAUGAAAAGGUUCCCAAAGUGCUGUGCCAGCUUGACCAGCAUCUUGGGUGUGUGAACAGCGUGCGAUGGUCAUGUGGGGGACGAUUCCUUGCCUCAGCUGGGGAUGACAAGGUCAUCAUCAUCUGGCAGCAGAGCAGCUAUGGGGGAGGUGCAGUGUUUGGGUCCAAUGUAGUGAAUGUGGAAUCAUGGCGGAGUGUUGCAACAUUACGGGGCCAUGAGGGAGACAUUUUGGAUGUGGCAUGGUCACCAGGGGAUGUGUGGCUGGCCUCUGCCUCAAUAGAUAACAGUGUUAUCAUAUGGAACACUGCCAAGUGGCCAGAACAAGUACGAGUGUUGCGAGGCCACACAGGACUGGUGAAGGGAGUGACAUGGGACCCAGUGGGACGUUACCUCACCUCCCAGGCUGAUGACAAGAGUCUCAGGAUCUGGCGAACUACUGACUGGACCACUGAGGAGAGGAUUGUGGAUCCUUUUGCUGAUUGUGGGGGUACAACCACAGUUCUACGACCCAGCUGGUCACCUGAUGGUCAGUAUCUUGUGUCAGCUCAUGCCAUGAAUAAUGGUGGACCAACAGCCCAGAUAAUUGACCGCGAUGGAUGGAAUACUGAUAAGGAUUUUGUAGGCCAUCGCAAACCCAUAACAUGUGUGCGUUUCAAUCCCAACAUCCUGAAGAAAGUGGACUCCAAGACAGGGAAGAAUGUCCAGUACUGUUGUGUUGCCAUUGGUUCUCGGGACCGUUCCAUCUCCAUCUGGUUCACUUCCCUCAAGAGGCCUCUUGUUGUGGUGCACGACAUUUUUGAUGACUCGGUGCUGGACUUGUCAUGGAGUAGCUGUGGCCGUUACCUGAUGGCUGUGUCCAAGGAUGGCACCCUGGCCUUCAUCAGCUUCUCUACUGAUGAGAUUGGCUGUCCACUCUCAGAGGAUGAAACUAACAAUCUGCACAUGAAGUUGUAUGGCAAGUCGGCCCAGACCAACGCCUCUUCUGUUAACCCAACCAUCAUUGAAAACCCAGAACUAUUACGUCUGCGAGAGGAAGAGAAAACCCGGGCCAAGACUGCUUCUUUUAGUGAACAGAUUCCCAGACCAGCUCCCCCAACACCUCAGCGGGCACCUAUCAACAAGCAGAUAGAAACAAGAACAGCUGAUGGCAAGAGAAGAAUCACACCUAUGUUUAUUCCUCCCAUUGAAGGUGUUGAGACUCCAAACAAAUCAUAUGAAGCAAGCUUCUCAUCCAGCCAGCAGGAGAAAAGCAAAAUUGUUGUAGAGAAAGUGGAUGAAGUUGUGGAGCCAAAUGUUUCCAGCAAUCGCCCUCCUUCAGCCUUUACUACCUCUAGUUCACCCUGCAAGGGCACAUCACUCCCGUCAGGAUUUAAUGGGGCACAUGCUAGUCUGCCAGCCAGGUUUGGAAAGUCUGAGCCAAGUGAGAAACAAUCAGAGUCACAAGUUUCUUCUGCCUGCAUUGGAAUGAAGCGUAAGCAUGAGGAGAUGCCCCAGACGUGCCUAGCUGUCAAGCGGAAAAGAGGACGGCCGCCUUUGUAUGAUCGCUCUGCAGCCCCACCUCCUCCCAGACCUCCCUCACCUCUUGCUGCUCCCCAACCUACCUCCACACAGGUGGUGAAAACUGCCCAGCAGGUGGAAGUGGUGUCUGUGCUUCCAGAAGCAUCUCUCUCUAAAUCAGCCAGAAUACAGAUCCCUGGAGAGACAUCUAUGGACAUUCCUCCACCCCUUUUGGUAGUAGAGAAUGACUACCGGGCUGGCAGUUCCCAUAGUGGUGGAACACCCAGCCUCCAUCGGGUGAGCAAGAUGCAGGUCAAUGUAGUGAGCUGGGUAACCUUCCUUACUUCUCGAGUUACUACAGCUGCAGCCACGGUCACCACUGCUGCCUUCACCUGUCAGGACAAGUCUCUGCAUAUCCUGGACAUUAAAACAGGUGAGAUGUUAUUACCACCUCUGAAGCUACAAGGUAGAUCAUCUCAACUGUUUGUGCAUGAAAACACCAUUAUUGUCUUGACGACAGAUGCGACUCUCACCAUCUGGGACUUAGAGAACAAGAAAAGAAUCCUGUCAGAAUCCAUCAGACAUCUAGUGGAAGGUCAGAGUGCAGUAAAGUCAGUGCAGAUAACAUCAGAGGGGACACCUGUGUUACUGCUGACUUCAGGGGAAGCCUUCACCCGCUGUCCCAAACUUGAGACUUGGUUGCUGCUUGGGGAGUGUGCCAGUGUGCGUCGUGUGGUACAGCCAGAAUACACCAUGCUUCCUCCUUGUCACCCUGCUGAUGCCACUGCUAAGCCCCUCACAAGUCUGCUACACCAAACAGCUGCCUACUCUGGAUCAUCACGAGUGUCUCGGCCAGUCAUAUCAGAUGAUGCACGUCUCAGCCUGACUGAAGUCUUCAUCAACCGUAUGUUGACGUCAGCUCAGUACCUCAAGUCUGCACAUGAUUACAAGUAUUGGCUGAAGCGCAAGAUACAGUUCUUCAUCAAGGAAGGUUUGGAGAAGAAACUGCGUGUGAUUUUUGAUGAUCUUCUUGGACCCCACCUCAGCAACAGCACAUUGGAUCAGGCAGAGUGCCACAGUAACCUGCCAAAAAUACUGGACUGUGAUAAGAAAAGUCUACUUGAAGAGUUCCUGAGAGAGAUAUUGCUUGCCAAAAACUCUCUACAGUUACAAAGACUUUAUGCAGAAUACAAAGAACAACUGGAUGCAAAUGCAGUAGAUAUGAUAUAAGACCAUGAAAAUUUUGGUGUCUCAUCUUGAUUACUUUUAACAGAUCUAGUGGAGGUUUAUGAGAUUUUCAAGAGUUUAUCAUAAAUUUAUGAUACUGGUGUUAAGAAAGAUCCAGUACCAUUAAUUUGAAAGAAAACAUCUUGAGGAACUGACUUAUCACCUUCAUUGUCUUUGAAAAUAGUCCUUAUGAGAACCCAAGCAUUUCAGAAUUCAGGAUAUAGAAAUUGUUGUGUUUCUUUUUUCUUGGUAAUGUGUGUGGAUGAGGGUUGAGUGUCAUUUGAAUAUGUGCAAAGAAUACAUGUUUAAAAAGAUUUACUUGCAGAUUUAUGUAUAGUCAGUAUUUUCUAUUCUUACUCAUAGGAAAUGUAAUUUUUGUAUUUUAAUUCUUUUCUUAAUACUCACAUAGUGCUUCUCAGUUCUACACUUUUAUGUAAAUUUGAAAUUAUUUGGUAGAAUGGUUUAGGUUCUGAUGUAUUUUUUUGCUAUGUAGUCCUUUUAAGUUGUUAAAUAACUAUGUAAGUUUUUUUUUAUAUUCUUUUUAUUAUUAUUAUUUUAUUUCUACUUUAUUUUUAUUUUGUUAUUUUUAUCACUCAUUUUCAACUAUCCAUAUGCUCGUCAUGUUUGAGAAUGGUUUUGAUCCUGUUGAUAAACCUUUGAGUCCUCCAAGGAUAUCACAUUGUCACACUGAACUUGAAGUAGAUAAGAGGAAGUACUGAUGGAUCUUGUAUUCCAUUGUUAACUCACUGCCAUUGUCAUCUUUGCCUUAAGACGAUAAUAGUGAAGAAAGUUGUGAAUGCUUUUAACACUGCCUAGUAUGAUGCUCAAAUAACUGCCAUUUUUUACAAUUUUCUGCACUGCCAGUGAAAGACCUGUCCAAAGA